AUGCAUGGUUUUGUUUGGUCAUCUCAUGCUUAUCAUCCUACCAAUUCAAUAGACAUUAUAUUCAAAAGAGAUGGAAGGGUUUGUCAAAUUUCAUGGUUCAAAAGUUAUGCAUGGUUAACAUUUUGUAAAACAAAACAAAAGUUAUAUUGUUUUCAUUGUAUAUUAGCAUUUGAACGUGAUGUGCAUCCAGAAGCUGAUAAAAAUCUUAAAGUAGCUUUUAUUGUAGAUGAACUUGACAAUUGGAAAAAAGGAACUGAACGUUUUGAUAUUCAUGAAAAAACAAAAAGUCGUGUUGAUUGUCUAUAUAUUAUAUAA
Didymodactylos carnosus is the source of this 315-nucleotide messenger RNA. The record is from the annotation of a GenBank genome assembly. NCBI's taxonomy places the organism in Eukaryota, Metazoa, Rotifera, Eurotatoria, Philodinida, Philodinidae.